Molecule: messenger RNA, 4862 nt
Organism: Alexandromys fortis (reed vole)
Lineage: Eukaryota; Metazoa; Chordata; Mammalia; Rodentia; Cricetidae
Gene: Syne3
Product: spectrin repeat containing nuclear envelope family member 3
Exons: 18
Coding region: 73-3003 (976 amino acids)
Biological process (GO): nuclear migration
Cellular component (GO): nuclear outer membrane; meiotic nuclear membrane microtubule tethering complex; cytoplasm
Molecular function (GO): actin filament binding
Source: RefSeq, a predicted model, not a curated record
CGCAGGAGGUACUCGGCCCAGCAGCCCGCGGCGCCGUGCUCCGCACGCUCAGGGCACGUCUUCUCAGGUGCCAUGACGCAGCGGCCCCAGGAGGACUUUGACAGAAGUGUGGAGGAUGCCCAGGCGUGGAUGAAGGUGGUGCAGGAGCAGCUACAGCUCAAUGACAACACACAGGGGCCCCGAGCGGCCCUGGAAGCACGGCUGCGUGAGACGGAGAAAAUCUGCCAGCUGGAGCCCGAGGGAUGCAUGAAGGUGGAACUGGUCCUGCGGGCAGCUGAGGCCCUCCUGGCUACCUGCCAGGAGGGCCAGAAGCCCGAGAUCCUGGCCCAGCUGAAGGAUAUCAAGUCCCAGUGGGAGGAGACGGUCACCUACAUGACUCACUGCCACAGUCGCAUCGAGUGGGUGUGGCUGCACUGGAGUGAGUAUCUGCUGGCCCAGGAUGAGUUCUACCGCUGGUUCCAGAAGAUGGUGGUCGCUCUGGAGCCCCCUGUAGAGCUGCAGCUGGGCCUGAAAGAGAAGCAGUGGCAGCUGAGCCACGCCCAGGUGUUGCUGCACAAUGUGGACAAUCAGGCCGUGCUGCUGGACAGGCUGCUGGAGGAGGCGGGCUCCUUGUUCAACAGGAUCGGGGACCCCAGCGUGGAUGAAGAUGCCCAGAAGAAGAUGAAGGCUGAGUACGACGCUGUGAAGGCCAGAGCCCAGCACAGGGUGGACCUCCUGACCCAGGUGGCCCAGGAGCAUGAGCAGUACCGGGAGGAUGCGAACGAGUUCCAGCUGUGGUUGAAGGCGGUGGUGGAGAAAGUGCACAGCUGCCUGGGGCGAAACUGCCAGCUGACUACGGAGCUUCGUCUCUCUGCGCUGCAGGAUAUCGCCAAGGAUUUCCCUAAGGGUGAGGAGUCUCUGGACAGGUUGGAGGAGCAGGCCGAGGGUGUCAUUCGGAACACCUCUCCUUUGGGUGCAGAGAAGAUCUCGGGGGAGCUGGAGGAGAUGCGAGAAGUCCUGGAGAAGCUGAGAGUCCUCUGGAAGGAGGAGGAAGGGAGACUGCAAGGCCUGCUCCAGUCCAAGGGGGCCUGUGGGCAGCAGAUCCUGCAGCUGGAGGCAGACCUGGGAGAGUUCAAGAAAAGUCUUCAGAGGUUGGCCCAUGAGGGCUUGGAGCCCACGGUGAGGACAGCCACAGAGGAUGAGUUGGUGGCCCACUGGAGGCUGUUCUCGGGGACCCGGGCUUCACUGGCUUCAGAGAAGCCCCGUGUAGACCGACUACAAACUCAACUGAAGGAGCUUGUCGCCUUCCCUGACCUACAGUCGCUCUCUGACAGUGUGGUGGCUGCCAUUCAGGAAUAUCAAAGUAUGAAGGGAAAGAACGCCAGGCUCCACCACGCGACCAGGGCAGAGCUGUGGCAGCGGUUCCAGCGGCCCCUCGGUGACCUGCAGCUGUGGCAGGCCCUGGCCCAGAGGCUCCUGGACAUCACCACCAGCCUGCCGGACCUGCCCUCCAUCCACACCUUUUUACCCCAGAUUGAGGCAGCCCUAGCAGAAAGCUCCCGCCUGAAAGAGCAGCUGGCGAUGCUGCAGCUGAAGACGGACUUGCUCGGUAGCAUCUUUGGCCAGGAGAGAGCAGCCGCUCUCCUGGAGCAGGUGGCGAGUUCUGUGAGGGACCGAGACUUACUGCAUAACAGCCUUCUGCAGAGGAAGAGCAAACUGCAGAGCCUGCUCGUCCAGCACAAGGACUUCGGGGUGGCUUUUGACCCCCUACACAGGAAGCUUCUAGACCUCCAAGCCAGGAUCCAAGCAGAGAAAGGGCUUCAGCGGGACCUUCCUGGAAAGCAGGUCCAGCUGCUAAGGUUGCAGGGGCUGCAGGAAGAAGGCCUUGAUCUGGGGACACAGAUAGAGGCUGUGCGGCCUCUUGCCCAGGGGAACUCUAACCACCAGCACAAAGUGGACCAGAUUUCCUCUGACCAGCAAGCCCUGAAGAGGUCCUUGGAGGACCUCGUGGACAGCUGUCAGCAGAGCGUCCGGGAGCACUGCACCUUCAGCCACCGGCUGUCGGAGCUGCAACAGUGGAUCACCAUGGUCACACAGACACUGGAGUCACACCAGGGGGACGUGCGUCCAUGGGAUGCUGAGUCCCAAGAGGCUGGACUUGAGAGGCUACUGGCUGAAAUUCCAGAGAAAGAGGUCCAGCUGUCCCUGCUCCAAGCACUGGGCCAGCUUGUGAUGAAGAAGUCCUCCCCAGAGGGGGUGGCCAUGGUCCAGGAGGAUCUGAGGAAGCUGAUGGAGUCCUGGCAGGCCCUGCGGCUAUUGGAGGAGAAUCUGCUGAGUCUCAUCAGAAACCAGCAGCUGCAGACAACAGAGGUGGACACGGGAAAGAAACCUAUCUUCACCAACAAUAUUCCAAAGGCUGGCUUUCUCAUCAACCCCCAAGACCCCAUUCCCAGGCAGCGGCGUCGGGCAAACCUACCGGAAGAACAUGACCUCUAUGAAGAUUAUUCCCAGCUCCUGAGGGACUUUGAACAGUGGCUGCAGGUUGAAAACUCCAAGCUAGCUGCAAUCGUCACAAUGAGAACAGCCACAGCCAAGGACUUGAGGACCAGAGAGAUGAAGCUGCAGGAGCUAGAGGCACGAAUCCCAGAAGGCCAGCAUCUAUUUGAGAACCUGCUCCAUUGCAGGCCAGCAAGGGACCCCUCCAAUGAGCUGGAAGAUCUGCGCUAUCGAUGGAUGCUGUACAAAUCCAAGCUCAAGGACUCUGGCCACCUGCUGACGCAGAGUUCUCCAGAGGAGCUGAUUGCAUUCCAAAAGAGUCGACAGCAGAGGCGGUGGCGGAAUCCCUGCUCUCUCCUACAGAAAGCCUGCCGGGUGGCGCUGCCACUCCAGCUCCUGCUCCUGCUCCUUCUGUUGCUGCUCUUCCUGCUGCCGGCCGGGGAGGAAGAGCGCAGCUGCGCCCUGGCCAACAACUUCGCCCGCUCCUUCGCUCUUAUGCUUCGGUACAAUGGCCCCCCGCCCACCUAGUCCUCUGGGGCCUACAGGUGACGUUCUGCAGUCCCUCUGAGGCUGGCUUUGGGGGGAAGCUGGACAGACCAGACACCCAGAACAGUCGCGGUCUAAAUGCUGCAUCCGUUCCCAGAACAAACUUGCUUUUUUCUACGAUGUCAUUUCUGUCUAUUUAUACUGAACGUGUACUAUGUGUGGUUAGAAAAUGAUGUACAGAAUUUUUAUAUGUGUGUAUGUAUAUGCUCAGUGUAGAUAACUUCAGACUCGAUGUUUCUUUGUGCCUACGGGAGUCCCCAGCAGUGUGUUUCCCUAAUGGGAUUUGUGACACUCGUGCCUUAGCCUCCUGUCAUCCCUGGCAGACAGGAGAAACCACACAUUACUUUUAUGAUGACCUGUCACCCAGGAAUCCAGGCGUCAGUGCAGAAGUCUCCGAGCUGUGAGCGUACCUGAGCAGAACCGGAGUCCUAGGGCUCUUGUGCAUGUGACUAGGUUAAAGCCGCAGACACAGUCAGAGCAGUGAGGCCGGACAAGGGACAGAGGGACAGGGGGGACAGGGGGACACCGAGAGAGGAGCAGAAGACCUGUAAAGGAAGGACAGUGUGCCACAGAGCAAUGGUGCUUAGCACUCCACCCCCACGCAGCAGCCACUGAUAGCACAGACCGUGAGGAAUGCCCGUGACCAUAACCGUGACCCUGUGUCUUCAGGAAGUGGCUGGGGUUUUGUUUGUGUGUUUUCUCCAGGAGAAAGAAAAAGGAAGACGAACUUGGCAUUUUAUUCUGAUGCACAAGGGUGAAGUACGUUGCCAGUGGCCUGUGCCAGUCCCAGGAGGCCUGUGUCAUUUUGUUGUUAGGUUUUCUACCGGCUAGGGUAUGAACUGAGGGCAGAGUGGGAACACAGGCCUACAUGAGGCAGAGAAGACUCAGGCCAUCUGAAGGGGUCUCUCUUCCCUUCUGAGAAGGAACUGUGCGGACUGGUGGGUCUACAGGGCUGGGCAAGUCCUACCUUCUUCCCCCGUGGGCCUAGGGCUCACCACCAAGAACCAAGCAGGAGCAGGCAAAGUGGGUUCCAGGCACAUGUGGGAUGCAUCUGGUGUGACUCCAGGCUAUGCCCAAGGCUGGAAACAUAACCAGGGAAUGCUGGAAUGAUUCCUAAGAGGGUUAAAACUGGAUCAGGUUUGACCUAAACUGACACUUUUUUUUCUUAGAAUUUUUAGAAAAUUCUUAAUGCCCCCUUUUUAACAGAUGGAAUUUGUCUGUAAGGUGUGGAUACCCUCAGGCUUAGCCAUCAGAGGCACAACCAGUGUUAAAGAACCGGAGAGGCACUUUAAACACGACAAAUACUGAGGCCCUAAGAGGGACCCUACUCAAAGGUCACCACCCUUACACACACACACACACACACACACACACACACACACACACAGUCCCUCCCAAGCUGGCAUCAGGCUACACCAUGUACAGCUUCCAUCUUAGCACAAAACCUAGGAAAGGCUGGGCAUUGACUAGCAGGAAUACAACACCUUAGGGGUUGUUGCUUGAUCUGUAACCUCAGCCAAAAGGCCUCCCCUGGACCCAGCCACUUUGCUGGGAAAUCAACGAUUGGUGAACCCUGACCUCAGACCCAGGUUGCCGAAUCCUGAUGCUCACUAAGGCCAUUGGUCCACUUAGUCAGAACUGUGGCAAAGGACAUCAACGCUUCCUUUUCUACUUCCCCAUUUCACAGGUGAGAAACCUGAGGCCCAGAGAAGGGAAGUCACUUACCCAUAGCCACACAGUAAGAGCCUAUAAAGCCAUAAGUGGGUUGGUCACCAGUCUUCAAGUGAUAGCACAACCUCUUCAUAUUUUCCUUCCAAAAAAAAAAAAGAGGGCUAGGGCAC